AUGGGAAACCGAAGCUCGUCGCACUACCCACCGCCUCCACACUGGAUGCACCAGAGGCAAGCCUACUCCACGACAACGUCUCCCUAUCCAGAAGCGAAACAAAGACCAAUUGCUCCAGGAGCAUUCGCUGAACCGUACAUGCUGCACAACCCUCAUCACCCCCAAUCCAAAGCCCAAAUGAGACGGUCAAUGAUUUCCCUGAAUGCAGAUUCUGGAUAUAUGGGCGGUCCAGAUUCAGAGAGAUUACGACAGAUGAGAGGGUCGAGGAUGUCAUUGAAUCAAGUGGAUUUUGAGCCGGCAAUGAUGCCACCGCCAAGGAUUCUGAUACCUCAUGAUGCGAAGACGUUGAAAAAGUUGGAGAAAAUGGAAAAGAAGCAUCAAAAGUUGAUGAAAAAGUUAGGAGCAAGAGGGAUUCCGAUUCAGAUGCCACCACCACCGCCGCCUAUGCAUCCCAUGUAUUCAAGAGCAAUGAGUUUCGACGAUUUACACAGGAUGCACCACGAAGCUCCAGAAAUCGACGUUCGACUGAGGCCACGGGAUUGGAGAGCUUCAGAAGAACGACGAGGGUUACCGACGAGACGGGAGACGCAGAGUCAAUAUGUGAAGCACAAUUACUCAAGCACCAACCGACGAACCGAACUGAACGGUUCGUUGGCCUCAUCGUCCCCAAUGACAUCGUCAGAAGAAGGUGGACAUUCUUCAGAUCCAUGGAACAGUUCCAGUAUUUCUUCUGGGAAACGAGAUAUACUCUCGCCACCAAUGUACAGUAGCACACCACAUCAUCAUAAUCAUCAACAAAUUUCACAUCGUCAGGUUACUUCUCCACAACCACCAAUCACAAAAACAAUCGAGGUGAAAGUUGAGAGAAGUGAGAAAUUGGAGCAGCAAGUGUCAUCCCCAGAGCCACCACCACAAAAGCCUCCAUCAACCACUCAAACGACGUCAUCCACGUCAUCAAGAAUCCAACAUCAUCAUGUUGCUGCACCAGGAUCCAACGCCACGUAUGCACAGCCAAUCAUCCGGGGACAACCAUCCUAUGGAUCCAGAUCAUCGUCAAUUGCCACUUCACAGAUGAGAUGUGAUCAGUCGGAAAUUGAUUUUUCAUGGGUUAAUGAGGAAGAGGAUAAGCUGAAAAGAGAGUCGAAAAGAAUAGACAGUCUUCCGGAAUUCUACUUUGGCAUGGACCCUCCACCGGUCGUUUCCAAUGAAAGUGAAAAAGAGAAUGAUGAGGAGAAGAGACGCAGACGGAAAAGUAGUGUACUGGAAAAAACAGCAGCUUUCGAGAUUGAAGCUAGAAGAAACGAUAGAAAAGAGCCGGCCUUCUUGUCUAGAUCCAGCCAUCAGCUUUUGACGACUUCUGAAAAAAUUCCACCAGUCGAUUAUUCACCACUUUCGAUUCACACAAAAGAGAUGGGCGGUCCCGCUGAACGUCGAAUUUAUCGAUUCCAGAAGCAACACGAUCAACAACAACAAUAUUCAGAUGAUCGUCGUUACCGAAGCAGUAUUGCAUUUUAA
This is a messenger RNA of Caenorhabditis briggsae, 1515 nucleotides long. The record is from RefSeq and is a predicted model, not a curated record. The transcript has 7 exons. Lineage: Eukaryota; Metazoa; Nematoda; Chromadorea; Rhabditida; Rhabditidae. The coding region runs from base 1 to 1515 and encodes 504 amino acids.